UAGAUAUUAUUAUGAAUAUAAUAGUUAAAUAAUGUAAAUAUUGGCUAAGUGUAAUGAUAGGAGCUCAUAAUGUAGCACCUUCAAGAUCUGUACUUUAGUUGCGCUACUAGGUAUUGAAUAGUUGAUGUUUUGUCUUCAUUUCUAAUUUUGUAUUAAUUUCAAAUCACGAGAACGUGAGAUUUUUUGGCGGUAUUUUUGUAUUAUGAACAGUGUUUAUGGUGUUAUCAGACGACCGUUGUUAUCAAUGUAAACAAAAAAAUCGGAAACCUAACGUUUAGACAAAAUAAAAUGUGCUUUUAUAGCUCACCGUAAAAACUUGAGAAUCUGGAUUUAAGGAGUGUUUAAUUUUUUUUUAUACUACUAGUUGGAUAGAUUUCUGGUUAGAAUUGACAAAUAAAACAUAUCGAAAAAAUAAUAAUUAUCAUGUCAGCUAUGAAUUCUUCCAGCACGAGUACUGAUCAAAAUGAUCCUAGUAAAGAUAAAUCAAAGGCACCAAGGUCAAAAGAUAUGCAUUUACCUAUAUCUAGGGUGCGUACCAUUAUGAAAAGUACCCCAGAUAUAGAAAACAUAGGAUUACCAUCAUUGCAUGUUGUCACUAAAGCGACGGAGUUAUUUAUACAAAAAUUGGCAAUGGAUGCUCUCAAAAGCCAAAGACAUCAUAGACAUUUAGAAUAUAACGACCUUGCUAGAGCUGUUGAAGAAAAUGAAAACAUGUAUUUUUUAAGAGAGGUUUUACCUAAAAAAAUUACUAUGGCAGAAUACUAUAAAUUGGUUGGUAAAGAGUCUUCAGAAGAUGGUGAAGAUAAUGAUAACAGUUCUCAAACAUCACACUCUUCAUCUUCUUCAGUUUCAUCAGAAAAUUAGGCUAUAAUUUCUUAAUAAUAUGUGUAUUUUUCAUAUUUUUAUUUCACUGUGUAUAAAUUAUUGUAUAAAUAUUUGACG
Molecule: messenger RNA, 942 nt
Organism: Sipha flava (yellow sugarcane aphid)
Lineage: Eukaryota; Metazoa; Arthropoda; Insecta; Hemiptera; Aphididae
Product: chromatin accessibility complex protein 1-like
Exons: 4
Coding region: 424-864 (146 amino acids)
Cellular component (GO): CHRAC; nucleus
Molecular function (GO): protein heterodimerization activity
Source: RefSeq, a predicted model, not a curated record